AUGAAGUGUUUUAUUGUCAUCUUCAGUGCUACGCUUUUUAGCACCUUGGCUCUGGCAGCACCUCUCACGGCUCAUCGACAAGCACUUCAUGCUAGUCGACAGGCCAACCGAGCCUUCGGCCGUGGAAGUAGUCGGCCUCUUAGGCCCGGUACUGCAGAUGUGCUAUACAUCAACGGCACGUCUCAUGAAGAGUAUAGUGCGAAUUGGGCAGGUGCUGUGCUCAUCGGUAACGGUUAUGACUUUGUGACCGGCGAAGCCACAGUCCCUGUCCCCAAACCUGCCCGUGGAGGCGAUGAUAGAACGAACUAUUGUGCUUCUGCUUGGGUCGGUAUCGACGGAGACACCUGCAAUACAGCUAUUUUGCAAACAGGGAUCGACAUGUGUGUUCAAGGUGGCGUGGUGUCAUCUAGUGCCUGGUUUGAGUGGUUUCCGGACUACUCUCACGACUUCGAUAUCAAGAUAUCAACUGGCGACGUGGUCAAGAUGACAGUCGAGGCCAAUUCCACAAACUCCGGCACCGCUAUAAUUCAGAACUUAUCAACGGGCAUUUCAAUAAACCAUCAAUUCCCAGUUGCUCUUGGUGCUAGGCUCUGUGAGACCAAUGCCGAGUGGAUCGUUGAGGACUUUUCCAUAAAUACCGGGUUGGCUCCUUUUGCCAAUUUCGGAACAGUGUCGUUUUUGAAUGCCGUUGCGUCUGCUGGUGGGAACAGAUCCAGCCCGUCAGGUGGCGUUGUUAUGGAAAUCUACCAGGAUCGGAUAUUGACCACUACGUCGGUGACGAAGGAGAGUGUUACCGUCAGUUAUCUUUGA
Messenger RNA from Penicillium salamii, 810 nucleotides. The record is from the annotation of a GenBank genome assembly. NCBI's taxonomy places the organism in Eukaryota, Fungi, Ascomycota, Eurotiomycetes, Eurotiales, Aspergillaceae.